Pieris macdunnoughi is the source of this 2031-nucleotide messenger RNA. NCBI's taxonomy places the organism in Eukaryota, Metazoa, Arthropoda, Insecta, Lepidoptera, Pieridae. The record is from the annotation of a GenBank genome assembly.
AUGAGUAAAUAUUGUUACAGUGCAUACCUAAAGGAUGACUUUGCCGUUCUACCAUAUUUGGAAGCAGGCUUCAACAGAGUAAUGGUUGAAACACUAGGGUCCACCGCGUGGUGCGCUGAAGUACUGCAAGCUCGGUCAGCAGCGGCAAGUGCGCGGGCGCAGGUCGCCGCCGUCACUGCUCUCGCAGCUGCUGCAGAUCGCUGCAGGGACCUCGUUGCCGUCACUGAUGACCAGCAGAGGGUGCUUCUCACAAAUAAGUCCUGGUGCCGGGUCGUCGGAUGGAGGCCUGAUGAAGGGCCGCGAUCUUUUGCGGAAACCAUCGGAGGCGAAGGCCUACGGCUGGCCACUAGUGGAGCUAGGGACUGGGACGCACCUGUUAUGCUCAGGCGGAGGGCGUCUCCGGACCCCGUUCUGUUGGCCUGCAAAGGGGCUGCUGUAUCACUGACACGAAGUACAUCUCACAUAGUUUUCGUCUGCGAACCCAGUAACAUACCGGAAGUCGAGCGAGGCCGUGGUUCACUGCACUCCAUCAGACGCGGAUCUCUUGAUGUACGAUCUGUGGCGUCUGACGGGUUAAGACGAACAUCGCUGGCUAAACUUCAAGGCCUGCCUUUAGAAGCUCCUAUAACAAAGGUGAUAUCCCUUCUGUCUACCGCAACAGAAGGUGCUCCACCCUCAACAGUGGCGUGCAUAGAGCGCGCAGUUGACAUGUUGAGGACUUCAGAACUGUACUCCCCUCAGAUGAGAGAAGAUCCCAAAAUGCGGGCAGAAGACCCCAUCGCCACGGAUCUCAUUGGAGCUUUGCUUUCGCGGGAGCAAGCGAACGCAAACCUUAUUUAUAUGGGAACAUCCAACGUGUUGUCAUCGCGACGAAGUAGCAAUGACUCAACAGUAAUUAGGUCGCAGACAAAUAGGAGCAACUUAAAACAUAAGACAUCAGGACAACUCAGGGAGAUCCUAGAUACAGCCUUAUGUUGGGACUUUGAGAUAUUCCAUUUAGAAGAUUUGACCCGUGGAAGGCCGUUGACGCAUCUUGGCCUGACCUUGAUGGGAGGAAGGUUCGACGUCUGCGCUGCUCUCGAAUGCGACGAGAGGACCCUGCUUCAUUGGCUGACAAUCAUUGAGACAAAUUACCACGCAGUUAAUACGUACCAUAACUCUACACAUGCUGCAGAUGUCUUGCAGGCCGUGGCAUGCUUUAUAGAGAAGGACCGCCUAAAGAACCUCCUGGAACCUCUCGAAGCCGCAGCUGCCCUGAUCUCUGCAGCGGCCCACGAUAUUGACCACCCUGGGACCUCGUCAGCCUUUCUCUGCAACGCUCGCCAUUCGCUCGCCAUACUCUACAAUGACGUCGCUGUGCUUGAGUCUCAUCAUGCUGCUCUUACUUUUAAACUCACUCUUAAUGACGAUCGCGUGAACAUAUUCAAGAAUCUCGACCGUGACACGUUCAAGUCAGUACGGCACAACGUCAUCGACAUGAUUUUGGCCACGGAGAUGACCAAGCACUUUGAGCACUUGGCCAAGUUUGUCAACGUCUUCUACGCGAAGAGCACUGGUAGCAAAGAGGACGUAAUGCACACUGACGAACCACUAUCAUUGGACACAACGGCUCUGACGUCACAGGAAAACGUGAUCUUGGUGAAGAGGAUGAUGAUCAAAUGCGCGGACGUAUCUAAUGCUUCACGACCUCAAAAGUUUGCGUUCGAAUGGGCCAGAAGGAUAGCAGAGGAGUACUUCCUCCAAACAGACGAGGAGAAGGCGAAAGAGCUCCCAGUGGUUAUGCCUAUGUUUGAUCGCGCCAGUUGCUCCAUCCCGCGCUCUCAGAUCGGAUUCAUAGACUAUAUUAUAAUUGACAUGAUGGAGGCAUGGUCUGCCUUCAUCGACAUGCCAGAGUUGGUGACGCAUGCCCGCAAUAACCACCAACGCUGGCGGGAGUUGGACGAAGCUGGUGUCACCACCAUCGCUGAUGUUAAACGCGCUCAAAGACAAGCUUUGCCUCCUUCCACCUCACAGCCCACUGCCGAAGAGUAA